Molecule: messenger RNA, 1143 nt
Organism: Spinacia oleracea (spinach)
Lineage: Eukaryota; Viridiplantae; Streptophyta; Magnoliopsida; Caryophyllales; Amaranthaceae
Product: DEAD-box ATP-dependent RNA helicase 10-like
Exons: 11
Coding region: 1-1143 (380 amino acids)
Cellular component (GO): cytosol
Molecular function (GO): RNA helicase activity; nucleic acid binding; ATP binding
Source: RefSeq, a predicted model, not a curated record
AUGGAGGAACAACACAUAGAAGAGGUGAAAUCAUUCAAAGAGCUUAAUAUAUGUGAGUCCUUAAUUGAAGCUUGUGAUAGAUUAGGAUGGACUGCUCCUACUAAAAUUCAAGCCGAUUCCAUUCCUCAUACUCUUGAAGGAAAGGAUAUAAUUGGGCUUGCACAGACUGGGUCUGGUAAAACUGGGGCUUUUGCAUUACCCAUAAUUCAGGCUUUAUUGGAUGAAAAAUCACCUCAGCCUUUCUUCGGUUGCGUGCUUUUGCCAACUCGGGAGCUUGCAAUCCAAAUUUCUGAACAAUUUGAAGCUCUAGGAGCUAGCAUUGGAUUAAGAACUGCAGUGCUUGUUGGUGGAGUGGACAUGAACCAGCAACAACUUGCUCUUGGAAGACGGCCUCAUAUCGUAGUGGGAACGCCUGGACGCCUUAUGGAUCAUUUGACUAAUACCAAAGGUUUUUCACUUCGUACCUUGAAAUAUCUGGUGUUGGAUGAGGCUGAUAGAUUGUUGAAUCAGGAAUUUGAAAAGGCACUUGAUGAUAUUUUAAAAGUUAUUCCUGUUAAUAGGAGGACUUAUCUGUUUUCUGCCACUAUGACAAACAAGGUCAAAAAGCUUCAAAGGGCUUGUUUAAGGGACCCCGUGAAGGUUGAGUCAGAUUCAAAAUAUUCUACUGUCGACACUUUGAAGCAGCAAUAUCUUUUUGUACCUGCUAAAAACAAGGAAUGCUAUCUUGUAUAUAUUUUGACGGAGAUGUCUGGUAGUACUAUGGUUUUCACUCGUAAAUGUGAUUUUACAGGCCCGUUAGCACUCAUGCUUCGUAACCUUGGUUUUAGGGCGGUUGCCAUCAAUGGCCGCAUGACUAUGGCAAACCGACUUGGGGCACUAAACAAGUUCAAAGCUGGUGAUUGCAGUAUUCUCAUUUGCACCGAUGUAGCAAGUAGAGGGCUUGAUAUUCCUGCAGUGGAUAUGGUGAUAAAUUAUGAUAUUCCCUCCAAUUCCAAGGGUUACAUUCAUAGAGUAGGGAGAACAGCACGUGCUGGAAGGUCAGGGGUUGCCAUCUCAUUAGUAAAUCAGUAUGAGCUUGAGUAUUUUCUGCAGAUAGAGAAUUUGAUAGGUGAGCAACACUUCAAUAUUUGUGACAUGCAUUAA